This is a messenger RNA of Elaeis guineensis (African oil palm), 1207 nucleotides long. RefSeq names its product homeobox-leucine zipper protein ATHB-16. The record is from RefSeq and is a predicted model, not a curated record. Gene Ontology annotation, molecular function: sequence-specific DNA binding; DNA-binding transcription factor activity, RNA polymerase II-specific. Lineage: Eukaryota; Viridiplantae; Streptophyta; Magnoliopsida; Arecales; Arecaceae. Gene Ontology annotation, cellular component: nucleus. Gene Ontology annotation, biological process: positive regulation of DNA-templated transcription.
UCUCUCUCUCGCUCUCGCUCUCUCACCCCAUCUUGACCUGGGAGCAGACAUGGAGAGGAGAAGACUUAGAAAACGAAAGCCUCUCAUCUGAUGAUGAGCUCGGAAGGAGAUGAGAUGGUAGAGAAGAUGAGCGAAGAAGAGGAGUCCUGGAAGAAGUCCGACUCUUCAUUCUUAUCCUUUAAACCUUCCACCCGACUCUCCAUCUAUUCUUCACCAUCUCUUGGAACACCCCCUACCUCUUAAAAACCCCAUCUCAUUUUCCAUUUUUCCUUCUCACCUCCAUACUUACCACCUUAUAGCCCAUCAACAAAGAGAAGCAUCAAAAAACAAAACAAAAGCCCAUGACGAAGCACAGCAGCUCAGACUCCUUUGGAAGCCUACAAGAAAAAGAAACUGUGCAAGAGAAAGGGAAGUAUGAAGACAGAUUCCAGUCCAUGAUGGAUGGAGCGGAGGAGGUGGAGUGCGAAGAGGAGGAGCUGUGCUCCAACGGUCAGUCAGCACUGGGAGAGAAGAAGCGCCGGCUCAGCGUGGACCAGGUGAAGACCCUGGAGAAAAACUUCGAGGUGGAGAACAAGCUGGACCCCGACCGGAAGGCCCGGCUGGCCCAAGAUUUAGGCCUCCAGCCCCGCCAGGUGGCCAUCUGGUUCCAGAACCGCCGCGCCCGGUGGAAGACCAAGCAGCUGGAGCGCGACUACGGCGCCCUUCGGACCCGCUACGAGACUCUCAAGAUCGACUGCGACACCCUCCGCCAUGACAAAGAGAAGCUCAUCUCCGAGAUAGAGGCACUUAAAGCCAAGUUAACAAACUCUGCAACUAUAACGAUAUUGGAGAACAAAGAGGCCGAGGAGAGGCCGGCUUUGAUCUAUAGGGACGGGGCUUCGGACAGCGAUUCGAGCGUGGUGUUUAAUGAUGAGAACAGCCCUUAUUCUGGGGUGGUGCUCGACCAAGACUACUUUGCGGGAUUCAAGUCCUACUCCUCCUCCUCUCCGUCUUUGUUUGAGAGCAGAGCUUUAGGCCAGAAGGACUACUUGGCGGAGGGGUUUUUGAGUGGGGAGGAGCUUUGCAGUGCUUUGUUCUCGGAGGAGCAGGAGGCGAGCCUCUCUUGGUACUGCUCCGAGGGGUAGGAGUGAGCAAGUAUUUUGGGGGUUCCUUCUUUUAAAAAUGGCAGUGUAAAUAGUUAGAGCUUCUAUGCAUAAUGUGUACUGUA